This is a messenger RNA of Pezoporus flaviventris, 3077 nucleotides long. RefSeq names its product bone morphogenetic protein 6 (gene BMP6). Lineage: Eukaryota; Metazoa; Chordata; Aves; Psittaciformes; Psittacidae. Gene Ontology annotation, cellular component: extracellular region. The transcript has 7 exons. Gene Ontology annotation, molecular function: cytokine activity; growth factor activity. The record is from RefSeq and is a predicted model, not a curated record. Gene Ontology annotation, biological process: SMAD protein signal transduction. The coding region runs from base 413 to 1717 and encodes 434 amino acids.
CGCUCCGGCCAGCCCGCGGGAACCGGGGCUGCCGCCGCAGGAGCCGCUCGCUCGCUCACUCCGUGGCAGGGGGAAAGUUCGCUGCUCUUCCUCUUCUUCCUCCUUCUCCCCCGCACACGCAGACCCCGCGGAGCCCCCGGGCAGGGGCAUGGCGGACUGACCGCCCGGCCAGGGCGGGGGGCGGCCCCGCCGCACCUGAGCGGCUGAAGGGAGGGGGGAGGCUGCCCCGUUGUGCCCCGGGGGCGGCCAUGCGCGGCGGUGGGGCUGAGCGGUGAGCCCCUCUGGCUCUGGCUGCCCCCGCCGGCCCAGCCGAUAGCCGCCGCGGGGGGGGGCAGGGCUGGAGGGCGGCGGGGAGCCUCCCCGGGGAGAGGGGGAAGUGGGGACCUCGCCUGCCUCCGCCCGGCCGAGCGCCAUGCCGCGGCGGCUGGCCUGGCUGUGCUGCUGCUGGGCGCUGCUGAGCGGCGCCUGCCGCCCCGCCGAGCCCGCGCUGCCCGCGGAGGGCGGGGAGCCGCCGCCCGCGGCCGCCUCGGGCUUCCUGUACCGACGGCUGAAGUCGCACGAGAAGCGGGAGAUGCAGCGGGAGAUCCUCUCGGUGCUGGGCUUGCCCCACCGGCCCCGGCCGCUGCCGCGGGACCCGCCGGCCCCGGCGCCGGGGCGCCUGACGGCGGCGCCGCGCUUCAUGCUGGACCUCUACCACGCCCUGGCCGAGGGCGCGGAGGGCACCGCGGGCGCGGAGCGGGGCCACUCGUCGCCCCCUGCCCCGCAGCCGCCGCUGCCCAGCUCGCAGGACAGCGCCUUCCUCAGCGAUGCCGACAUGGUCAUGAGCUUCGUCAACCUGGUUGAGUACGACAAGGAGUUCACGCCUCACCAGCGGCACCACAAGGAGUUCAAAUUCAAUUUGUCUCAGAUUCCGGAGGGCGAGGCCGUCACAGCCGCUGAGUUUCGCAUCUACAAGGACUGCGUUGUGGGGAGCUUUAAAAACCAAACCUUCCUUAUCAGCAUCUAUCAAGUGCUGCAGGAACAUCAGAACAGGGCCUCUGACCUGUUUCUGCUGGACACACGGGUGGUGUGGGCCUCAGAGGAGGGCUGGCUGGAGUUUGAUGUCACCGCCACCAGUAACAUGUGGGUGAUGAACCCUCAGCACAACAUGGGACUGCAUCUGAGCGUGGUGACUCGGGAUGGUUUCAGUGUAAAUCCUAGAGAAGCAGGCCUUAUGGGCCGAGAUGGCCCUUACGACAAACAGCCUUUCAUGGUGGCCUUCUUCAAAGUGAGUGAAGUUCACGUACGGACCACUAGGUCAGCAACGAGCAGGCGCCGGCAACAGAGUCGAAACCGCUCUACCCAGGCUCAGGAUGUUUCCAGGGUGUCUAGUGUCACAGAUUAUAACAGCAGUGAUCUAAAAACAGCGUGCAGAAAGCAUGAGCUUUACGUUAGCUUCCAAGACUUGGGAUGGCAGGACUGGAUAAUCGCUCCAAAGGGCUAUGCAGCCAACUACUGUGAUGGGGAGUGCUCGUUCCCACUCAACGCCCAUAUGAACGCAACCAAUCAUGCCAUUGUACAAACUCUGGUUCAUCUUAUGAAUCCUGAUUAUGUUCCCAAACCAUGUUGUGCACCUACCAAACUAAAUGCCAUAUCUGUUCUUUAUUUCGAUGAUAAUUCUAACGUAAUCUUGAAGAAAUACAGGAAUAUGGUAGUAAGAGCUUGUGGAUGUCACUGACAAACAGUCUUCACAUGGACUAUGCGAUUCUACCAUGAACUUCCACACCACAUUCCCUGCUUCGAUGAACUACCUGACCUUGGAGGAAAAAUAACUGAUGGACCACCUUUCAAAACACCAUGUAUGUGCCUUGUGGGAGGAAGGAGGGGGUGAGGACUACAUGCUGGGGUGCGAGCAAACUGCUGGAAUUCUUACCGACUGACCCCAGCGCCGCGGUGGCUGCUCAGCAUUGCAGAGCCGGAGCGCGCAAAGCAGCAAUAUGCCCACACAUGCUUUAUUUGUCUGGGAUGGUCUUAAUCUCACAUAGUGGCUUGGCAUUUAGCAGUUUUGGAUGUGUGCUGCAGUUUUACCAGAUGGGCACCGGACACCCAAAACAACUGAGUCUUUUUAGGGAGAUGGGGAAAGAUGAGGGGAGAGACAGGAGAAACUAGAGUAAGGAAGGUGGUGUUAGUACUUCAGGCUUAGAGCAUCCAUCCUGUAUAAAAUGGAUACUAAAAAAUUCCUAAGAUUAGGAAUUGCCUAUUGUCUAGAAGGACCAGUUACUACACCUAGCCUGUUAGUCUCCUGAAGUCUGUAAUCAUCUUAAAUCGUGCCAAAGCAAAUGUUUCAGUUCUCUUAUUCUCCAAGCACAGUUUAAGUCAGUCUGAUCCUGUGUAAGGUGGCUCGGCUGCAUCCUGUGUUAGAAACAUUAGUGUGAACUCAGGCGCUGGCUAGUCCUUCCCAUUCACUACUAGACUGAGCAGUAUGACUUCAUACACUUGUUCUUACGCAACUUCCUUCCACUCCCCACGUGGAGCUGCCUCAUCUACUACCACUUGCCCAGGAAAGAAGAGGGGCUGCUUCGACAGCUGUAAUUCAGAUGUAAAAGUUUAGGGGCCAUUCGUUCUCUGGCUGGACAAUUUAUUUACAGGAAGACAGAAUGUCAACAACAUAGGCAAGUCUUUGGCCAACCUUCCCCAAUCAACUCACGCAACUAACAAACUGGUAUAAAGGACACAUUCGUAGCGUAGCCACCGUUUGUCUAGCAGAAGCUAAUAGCAAAUUGUUUUGAUCAAUAUUAAACUUGUAUUAAAUGCACUUACCUCUAAUUCUUGCAUUUAAAAGGCUUCUUGUAAAUACAAGCUAUAAUUUAUUGCACUUGUCACUGUAUAUUCAUUGUGCUGUAUCAUUUAUAGAAAGACUGCUUUUUGAAAAAGUUUUUAUUUAGAAAAAUCUCAGUGUAAACAAUUGUACCACUCUGAUUUUAUACAAGAAACUCAUGAGAUUGUGCUUCACUAGAAAGUUGUUAAAAACAUGAUAAUAAAGGCUUCCUUUAAGGCAGAAGUAUACACAUUGAUCUAAUACAUCUGCCAGUACAACA